AUCUCCUUGUGAACGGGCACUUAGGUUUUGCAUUUUCGGCUGAGUAGAUGAUUUGAAAGUGAUAGCGUCAAGUUUUUUUGGCACUUUUGGAAACAGUCUUUUAAAUAUCUAGUUCUCCUUUAGAAACUUCAUUCACGUGUUUUCGUAUUCAUUCGUCGUUUCAAUGGAAGUAAGCGUGAAUAACAGCAAUGCAACCUCAAAGUUUCCUCAGCAACACUCCGACGAUGGAGUCAAGGCCUUGAGCAAACUUCUUCCAGUUGCCAUAGCAAUAGUUCUGGCUAAUGGACUCGUGUUUGUCUUGUUUUACCGAUGUCCCCGUCUUCGCACUUCUUCAAACUAUCUGCUUCUUAGUCUGGCAGUUUGUGACUUUUGCACUGGUGCUAUUGCCAUACCAUACUUCAUCGUUUAUAAUUUUGCAAUUUUGCCAAAAGAAUUGCACUAUGGGAUAUACGCCUCACAUACAUUACUGGCUGUUUCAGGUGCUUAUCACAUACUCGUUAUUACUGCUCUCAAGUACUUGGCAACUGUCCGUCCACUAAAACACUAUGUGGUGACCAAGAGUUUGGUUUUGAAAAUUGUGCUCGGGGUUUGGAUCAUUUCUAUGGUUUUUGUUGUCAUUCCUCUUGUUUGGCAAGAUACUGAAGCAUCUCAGCGUUGGCAGACCAUCCAUACUGCAGUUUGCAUUGUUGCAGUGUUCCUCAUACCGCAUAUAUUUAUGAUUUACGCAUUCAUAGCCAUGUUCAGAGUGAUAAAUAAUAGGCAGCGACCAUCGAUGGCUCAAAAUGACAUGCCACGGAACCAGAAGAAAAACAACAGUGACCGGAAGUGUAUCUUUGUUUUUUUAGGCAUGGCGAUUCUAUAUGCAUGCUGCUCGCUCGCUUACUUUACCAUGUACUACAUUGCUAUGGGAGUUCCAGUAUUGUUCAAUGUCUUAGAGGGAUUUAUGAUCAUUCGAUACAUCACAUCUUUCACCAACCCCCUGCUCUACACGUUUUUCAAAAGCGACUUCUGGUCCGCCUCGAAGAAUCUCUUGCGAAUCGAUAAAAAAGCCAGUUUUUCUGCUCAAAAAAUUCAAACCUUAUCUCAUAAUCUCAGAGGCCGAUUACGGUCAGGAUCAAGCGUCAACAACAUUACUUAAAAUAAAGAAAAGGAUCAAGAAAGAUUCGAGAUGCUUAAAGAGAUUUGCUGAGUCCUCAUAAACAGCAAACAUUAGGUUUAAUACAGACGUAACCUGUAGAUAUUAUACAUGCACCAAGUUGUUUCUUAGUUUCCACUUAUACUCAAGGGUGGAGAGAGAAAUUGUGAAAGUUAUCUCGCCCAACUACACAGAAAAAAUUAAUAAAUAAGUUGGACUGAAUCAUUUCAUGGUUUGUUCGGCUUAUCAUUGCAAAGGUAGAACUAGAUAAAUUCCUUGAAAUUUUUUCCUAGUGGCGACGCGGUACGAGGCGCCUCAAUAGCACGUACAAAAUAUUUACCACGAGUAAAGCACAUUUUUUUAUAUUAUAAUUUCUUCAAGCGAUAAAGAAUUCAGUGAAGAAUUGACAACACUUUCAGCCCAUUUUAGGUAACCUUUGACGCGUGUCAAGAUAAAAAAAUUGAGAUUCAACUCCUUGAAUAUUUAUAUAGUUAUAUAGUUAGAUGAAGUCUAUUCUGUAGAAAAUGAUUGAAUGCCAAGUUACAAGAGUGUAUUUUAAGAUUCGUAAUAGCAGAGCCAAGGCAAUUCCCAAUUACAUUCGACACUCAAAUGCAACUUUUCCUUACAAUCCAAGUUAUCAAUAAUAAGUAUAAGCACGCUGAGUCUUGUCUUAUGCUGUGAAAAGUUAUUGUUAUGGUUUUGAAAUGAGAGCCAAAUAUUGUGUGUUGAUUAUGAAUGUAUUUCUAAGUGGCCAUCAUUAGAUAUCUACGGACAUGAGUCAGGAAAAUUGGUCUAGUACAUGAAUUGGAGGUUUACAAGUUAAUGGAGAAGUAUGAUCCAAGGACGUUAUGUAACUUCCAUCUCCGCAAAUUAGAAAGCGUCUAUGUCAUCAUAACGCUGUCCGAGGUUUGAGAUUCGAAAGUGUAACUUGGCCUUUGAAAAAAACUCAUUCAUACUGUUCAUAUGUCCUAAAGAAUUUGAC
This is a messenger RNA of Stylophora pistillata, 2117 nucleotides long. Its product is annotated as octopamine receptor beta-2R-like. Lineage: Eukaryota; Metazoa; Cnidaria; Anthozoa; Scleractinia; Pocilloporidae. The record is from RefSeq and is a predicted model, not a curated record. Gene Ontology annotation, biological process: G protein-coupled receptor signaling pathway. Gene Ontology annotation, cellular component: plasma membrane. Gene Ontology annotation, molecular function: G protein-coupled receptor activity.